UGUAUCUGGUGAUUUUAGAGUGGUGGAAUUGUUGGACUUUGAAGAAAUCGUCGAGUAGUAUUUAAUAUUGGUUCUGACAAUCUUUAUUUAUUAUUAUUUCAAUUUCCUCUUCAGUAUUAGGAGAAAAUGUCGAACGUAGAAGAGGAAGGAACAUUCAACUAUGACAAAGUGACUAUAGUCAAUGAUAACGAAGAAUCUGUCGUCGUGUCACUAAAUUCAUUGAAGGAAAAGGCGGGAUUGUUGAAAUAUUCCAUAAUGGUGUGUCCGAACAAAAUGAAGUUUCUUCUAAAAGUACCUCUGACAUUAGAAACGCUCAACCAAUUCGCCAGAUUUUUGGAUAACAAAAUUCCUGAAUUUACUUCUGCGGAUAGAGGAUUUGAAAUGUAUUUAUUCAGCAAACGUUACUUCAUUAGCCAUUUAGAAACUAGAAGUUUCUAUUAUCUCGUCAGGUUGACUCUCAGUACACAUGUUUGUCGUGUCCACGAUUUAGCUUGCAAAUACAAUGAAAAGCAAUUGCAACGUGUUUGUUUCAAUCAAUUCAGUUUCUCUGAUAGAAGUAUUUUCCGUACCGAUUAUUUCCGAUCGUGCGAAGAAACUACUAUUCACAAGUUAUUAACGAUCCCCCUAUACCGAUCACUGGAGGAAUUUGAUUUGUUGAUGGGACUUCGCAUGUGGGUCGAAAAAACAUUUCUCAAAUUGAGGGAAACAAAUGCCAACAUAUCGAAGAGAGACGUGAUGAAACCUUUCAUCUCUUUCAUCAGAUUUUUUGUUCUAGAUCCAGAUCGUUUAAAACAGAUUGUGGACAAUUUUAUUAAAGAACAGAUUUUAACAGAAGAGGAAGUUCAAUCCAUACGACAAUUUCUCGCCGAGAAAAACGUGGCGCUCCUUCCAAAAACAAUAUCUGCUAAUGGUAAACGCCGGAAUAUUAAUGAUUUAUCCUCGAUUCUUGCCAUAAACCAAACAGCACGUCGUAAGUUAAACAAAAAUAUUAAUAUGAAACCAAAUUUUCAAUUUAUGGCUGACGUAUCGUUUUGUGAAAACUGUUAUGUGCAUGCCAUUAAAGUUCCAAUAAUCCACAUGAAUCCUAAAGGGAUAAAUGUUUUGGUCGGUGUGAAGUCGGCAUAUUCGCAUGAUUUUCUGUACGAAAAAUGCAUUUGCUUUAGAGACGGGCUUUUGUAUUUAAGAAAAGCGAAUUUAUUGCCGAAACGCAGCUUUUAUAUAUUUUUAGUUACGAUUCCUGAAAAGGAAGUAAAUUCGAACUUAAUAGUAGUUAUGAAGGAUACAAAUGAUUACAUCCCAGCCUACAAUUUUCCAGAUGAGACUACAAGUGAAGAAGAAAAUGUGAAAUUUCUUUGUAGCACUGUCUUCUAUUUUUAAAAUCUCAAAAAUUUCCUUUUUUUAUAUAUAUAUCUUACGUCGGGUAUUUUUAAAGAGGACUAUUUUGGUUUUCAUUAAAAUUAUUCGUGUAUUUCAGAACUACUAUGCAUAGACAAUUAGAAGCGAUUGCAUUAUUUGCAAUCGCUUCUAAUAAUAACACAAUUAAGUGAUUAAGAAUAAUUGUGAUUAAGAAUGACGUACGUUCGUUG
This is a messenger RNA of Centruroides sculpturatus (bark scorpion), 1586 nucleotides long. RefSeq lists its product as uncharacterized. The record is from RefSeq and is a predicted model, not a curated record. Gene Ontology annotation, cellular component: cytosol; P-body. The transcript is spliced from 2 exons. NCBI's taxonomy places the organism in Eukaryota, Metazoa, Arthropoda, Arachnida, Scorpiones, Buthidae. Bases 127 to 1377 code for a protein of 416 amino acids. Gene Ontology annotation, biological process: neurogenesis.